AUGUGGGAUUCAGCGCCCCGUGUAAAUGUGACUUACUCCUCUACCGGCUAUAUCUGGGUUUGGUUCAUAAAGGUUUUCGCAGAAGGUAGCAUUUCUCUUCAUUUUGGUUUAUUUUUUUUGAAUGCAGUGUGGCUGAAUGGUCGGAAGGGACUUUACGGCUCUCUAAAUACUUCGCUUGAUUUAUGGCCCGCCCCUGAGGCUGAAGCCAAGAAGCCACAAAAGAUGAAGCGGCUAAGGGACAACCAAUCACUUUCUUACCCAGAAAACAAACAUGCUUUUUGCCAAGAUAUCAUAGUUCCUUUUCAGCCUCGGGGGAAUUUAACGGCCUCGGCGCUUAGUAGUAGGUGCGUUCAAGGCAUCUCGUAUUGGCGCUUCCGAGUUACAGUGCGCAAAAAAGCCAGCUUCAGUUCCAGAUAUGUGAUAUCGGGCGCUAAGACGUUUGUUAGCGAGCGCAGUAGAAACAUUCACUUACGAACUGAAGUGAUGAAAGCUCGUUUGAAGCUUGGAGACGAGGAAGCUAGUUUAGUCCCGCUACAACAAUUUGCCGACUUGCUAGUUUUCUCGGCGAGAUUGAUCAAGUAUGCAUACAUGCCGAUCGAUUUUAAACAAAUGCGUCAAGAAUGGUAUUUACAAGUUCUAGAGUCUCUGUCGUCCAGUUCUCGGAAUCGAAAGGUGGUAGGUGGCCCACCUCCAGAUUUUUUAGUGCCCGCAGGUGCGAUCACCGUCCAUAUAUUCCUUCCUCUUGGUACACUAGUACGGCAGUGGCAUACUAAUACGACGGUGCACUUGAAAAUCUGUAGGUGCUCUACCUGCCGAUUCCGAACACUGCACGUAUGCCUAGUGUCCGCCUCCGGUUGCCGCUCUCAGAAGCAAGCAGAGACUGAUCAGCUUAUUUGCUGGACUAGGCAGCUAGAAGCAAUGCACUCAGUUAUGCUAUCGACUAUCAUAACGCUACACGCUAGUCGAACACAUUUCACUCCCCACGUGAAAAUGGAGCUCUUCUAUACACAUGUCCAGGAUCAAUACAGGCUUCCUCGAGAAUUCUACAAUGCCCAGAUACGGGACAUGGGCGAUUUGAGCAAUUGA
This is a messenger RNA of Lindgomyces ingoldianus, 1086 nucleotides long. RefSeq lists its product as uncharacterized. The record is from RefSeq and is a predicted model, not a curated record. The transcript is spliced from 12 exons. The coding region runs from base 1 to 1086 and encodes 361 amino acids. Lineage: Eukaryota; Fungi; Ascomycota; Dothideomycetes; Pleosporales; Lindgomycetaceae.